Messenger RNA from Ooceraea biroi (clonal raider ant), 1137 nucleotides. RefSeq lists its product as uncharacterized. NCBI's taxonomy places the organism in Eukaryota, Metazoa, Arthropoda, Insecta, Hymenoptera, Formicidae. Gene Ontology annotation, molecular function: lipid carrier activity. Gene Ontology annotation, biological process: lipid transport. The record is from RefSeq and is a predicted model, not a curated record.
UCAUACAAACACACAAUCUUCAAGAUUACCGUUAAAUUAUCAGGCACAUUAUAUAAAAGAGCUUGCAAGUCCGAGCGACGCUGCAUUAAAGUACGUGUAGUGAGAUCCAUUACAGCAAGAUGAACGUCGUCGUGGUCCCGUUCUUCCUAGCGGCCAACCUGGCCGUCAAUGAUAUGUCAAACUGGCAAUUUGGACCAGAAUACUCAUACAACAUGAGCAUAAUUUAUGACAUCAGACAGACUGUAUCCACCGCCGAAACCAUCAUAGGUGCGAGUUUUAACUCUACAGUGCACUGUCGUCCUAAAGAGCCGGAAAUGCUGGUUUGUCAUUUGAGCAAUAUCUCGGGUAUGGCGAACAUUAUGGGUUACAAGACGACGGAAGAUAUUGACUCGGAGAAGGUGUUUGGGAUCAAGUUCAACGAGCGCGGCGUGGAGAGCCUGCUGAUCGAACCAUGCGAUACAAGGAUCCUGAAUAUCAUCAGGCAGGUUGCCAAUCAGUUCAGCAUGAACGUCAAUCUGAUGCGCAAGAACAAUGUUCAGCCGAUACCGCAGUUCAUGGACAAAGAGAACACAUCGAUGGGCAACUGCUUAACUACAUACGCAAUCACGCACGCAGAACAUCAGCCAAGCACAAACCAAAAGAAAGAUAUCAAUUUUGAACUCAAGGUGCUGCCGAUAUCCACCAUGAGACCUGGAAUCAAUCUUUCGAUCAGUAAGAAUAGAAAGGCCUGCGUUAAUGGACCAGAACGCGUCGAUAUCUUCGCAGAGGGAAUCUUCAGAGCGGAGAGAUUCAGCAGCACAAUCUGGAUCGAUAACACAUACAAAACAUUUACCGAAAUAAAUGGGAAUCUAAUACCUGUGAAAAAUCCUUCUUCAAACAAAUUUUUCUUGUUUACGGAAACAAUAGAACUGAAUCUGGACACCAUUGAACCCGCACGAGACAAACUGCCCUCUUUGAAUAGUGAGUCGUUCGAUGUGAUCGAUCUGAAUACGAAAGUUGUACCAAAGUAGAACUUCAUAAUUAAUACGAUAAAAAACUUGCAUACUAUAUGUCGCUUGAAGUUUAUAACUGUAAAGCUUUCAAGUAAUAAAUGUAUUUUAUUAGACAAGUUAAAUAAAGAUAAACUUAAUAAAUGAA